AUGUUCUUCCUGUUCUCGGUGCUGGCGUCCUGGCUGCUGAACGCGGCGGGACGCAGCUUCACGGAGCCACAGGAGCACGACGAGCCCAACGCCACGGUCUCCAACAUCCUGGCAGAGCUCCGGGCGUUUGGAGUAAAGGUGGACUUCCCUCCUUCCAAGCUAAAGUCUGGUUCUGGAGAGUUUGUGUGUUUCGUGUUGGAUCAGCUCGCAGAGGAGGCGCUGAAGAGACGCGGCUUCUCCUUCAAACGGCCGGUGUAUCCCACAGAGAGCACUGAGGAGGAGGAGCAGCUGGAGGACGACGCAGAACUCACUCUGAGCCGAGCUGAAGACGAACUGCUGGACGAGGCUGAGGACGAAGAGGACGACAUCAUGGACCUGGACGCUCUCAAACUGCGCUCCUCCCACUCUGAGCCCCGGCUGAAGCCAGAGGAGAUCCUGGAGUCCACCUCAGAUGCAGCAGAGUGGUACCUGGAGGUGGAGAGGGUCCUGCCUCAGCUCAGAGUCACCAUCCGCACAGACAACAAGGACUGGAGGAUCCAUGUGGACCAGAUGCAUCAGCACAGAGAUGGUAUCAGCUCCUCUCUACAUGAAGCCAAGGGCCAGCUGGACAAACUGCAGGAGGACAUCAGCAAAACUCUGGAGAAAGUCAGCAGCCGAGAAAAGUACAUCAACAACCAACUGGAAGGACUGAUUCAGGAGUAUCGUACAGCCCAGGGCAAACACCGGGAGGUGAAGGACAGAUACCAUCAGGCGAGUGGAGGAGUCACCGAGAGAACCAAGGUCCUGGCAGAGGUCUGUGAGGAGCUGGAGAAGGUGAAGCAGGAGAUAGAGGAGAAGGGCAGCAGUAUGUCAGACGGAGCCUCUGUGGUCCGGAUCAAACAGUCGGUGAUGAAGCUGAAGCAGGAGACGCAGCAGAUGGAGGUGCGGAUGGGAGUCGUGGAGCACCUCCUGCUUCAGGCCAAACUCAAGGAGAAGAGUAACAUGACCAGAGACAUGCACCAUGUGCCAGAGAGCGCCCCCUUCAGCGGACUCUGA
Knipowitschia caucasica is the source of this 1035-nucleotide messenger RNA. The record is from the annotation of a GenBank genome assembly. Lineage: Eukaryota; Metazoa; Chordata; Actinopteri; Gobiiformes; Gobiidae.